This is a messenger RNA of Penicillium alfredii, 384 nucleotides long. RefSeq names its product putative progesterone binding protein. Gene Ontology annotation, cellular component: endomembrane system; membrane. The record is from RefSeq and is a predicted model, not a curated record. The coding region runs from base 1 to 384 and encodes 127 amino acids. The transcript is spliced from 3 exons. NCBI's taxonomy places the organism in Eukaryota, Fungi, Ascomycota, Eurotiomycetes, Eurotiales, Aspergillaceae.
AUGGUCGAACACGAGCCCGAGCCCAAGCGCUUUUCUCCCAAGGUGCCGGUCCAGCUUGACCCGCCCAAAGAUGACCCCAUCUCCAAGGAGGAGCUGGCCAAGAGCGACGGCACCGAUCCCAACCGCCCGACUUUGGUCGCCAUCAAGGGAGUCGUCUUUGAUGUGAGCCGCAAUGCUGCCUACGGCCCGUCGGGGCAAUAUCGCGUCUUUGCUGGAAAGGAUCCCUCUCGCGCCCUGGCGAGCUCGUCGCUUAAACCCGAAGACUGUGUGCCCGAGUGGUAUGACCUCGAGGAGAAGGAGAAGACCGUGCUCGAUGAAUGGUUUACCUUUUUCAGCAAGCGGUACAACAUUGUUGGUAAGGUUGAAGGUGCGACGAACGCCUGA